Messenger RNA from Eutrema salsugineum, 706 nucleotides. Its product is annotated as transcription elongation factor SPT4 homolog 2. Gene Ontology annotation, biological process: chromatin organization; positive regulation of DNA-templated transcription, elongation; regulation of transcription elongation by RNA polymerase II. Bases 136 to 486 code for a protein of 116 amino acids. Lineage: Eukaryota; Viridiplantae; Streptophyta; Magnoliopsida; Brassicales; Brassicaceae. Gene Ontology annotation, molecular function: zinc ion binding; RNA polymerase II complex binding. Gene Ontology annotation, cellular component: nucleus; DSIF complex. The record is from RefSeq and is a predicted model, not a curated record. The transcript has 5 exons.
GAUUCUUCGUCUUCCUUCCCGAAAUUAACCAAAAAAAAAGCUUGAAAAUUUUGGAAGAAUCUGAAGCAGAAUCUAACAAGAAACUGGAAUUUGAGAAGAGAAAUUUCAGAAAAGAAGUGAUUGAGAUCAAACAAAAUGGGAAGCGCACCAGCCCAGAUUCCAACUAGCUUUGGCCAUGAGCUUAGGGCUUGUCUUCGUUGCCGACUCGUCAAAACCUAUGACCAGUUCAGGGACGCUGGGUGUGAGAAUUGUCCUUUCUUCAAGAUGGAAGAGGAUCACGAGCGUAUUGUGGAGGUUACUACUCCUAAUUUCAAUGGCAUAAUCUCUGUGAUGGAUCCAAGUAGAAGCUGGGCGGCUAGGUGGUUAAGAAUCGGGAAGUUUGCUCCUGGUUGCUACACUCUUGCUGUCUCAGAGCCACUCCCAGAGGAAAUGCAGCACUUAUGCCAAGAAGAGCGUGUACAAUACAUGCCCCCGAAACGCAUGUGAAGCAAAUCCAUCAAGACAAAGACCAAGUACUGUAUUGCUCUUUCUUAGGUCCCUCUUUCUUAUCUUAGUAGCUUCAUGUAACAUUAUCAGGUGCUUAUAUGUAUCUUCGAUGUUGUGAUUGGUCCAUGUUGAAAAUCUCCAAGAAGUCUUAUUUCUUCCACUACCUUUGUUUUCAUUCAUAUAAGGUCGUUAGAGCACCUCCAUCACGGUGUUUAACCCA